AUGACCGAGUCGGGAGGCACAGUAGGCUUCAGGAAGGCAGCGGCAUCGCUUAAGGACUGGCGCCCCAACCCUCAAACAUGGACGAGCUGCUUCCUUACAUACCUAGCUGUCAUUGGAUAUCUCUCCGGCGAGAAACAUCCAAAGGCAGUCCCCAACCUACUUAUGUUCAUGAGGCAGAUCCUUGACUUCGCUCAAACAUAUCAGUGGUCAGAAGCAGUACUUCCGCUCGCCCUUAACUUCCACCAAUACAUUCUGGGUAAAGGAGAGCUGUCGACGGAGAACAACCUCGUCACAGCCCCAUUUCGCGAAAAAUAUCUCCGUCACAAUCUUACCCUGCCUGCGAAGACACUGCCUGCGAAGACACUGCCUGCGAAGACCCUGCCUGCGAAGACCCUGCCUGCGAAGUCACCGGCAAACCCUUCAGCCCGACCUCGUCAAACAAGGUCUACUAGGUCUUCUAAUAAUGAAACCGAGGUGUGCGAUAAGUUCAACAUCACAGGAUGUCUCUGGGAAGGCUGCAAGAGACGUCAUGAGUGCACAGCAUGCGGUCCAAGCCAGCAUGGCGCAUCCUCUUGCCGUAAGAAGACAUAG
Messenger RNA from Penicillium brevicompactum, 591 nucleotides. RefSeq lists its product as uncharacterized. The coding region runs from base 1 to 591 and encodes 196 amino acids. NCBI's taxonomy places the organism in Eukaryota, Fungi, Ascomycota, Eurotiomycetes, Eurotiales, Aspergillaceae. The record is from RefSeq and is a predicted model, not a curated record. The transcript has a single exon.